CUUCUAUCUUUGCGCGGUGCGCGUGUCGUGAUUCUUCUCCUCUUUAGAGAAACCGACGGCCGACGAUGGUCCCUCGUAAUGGAGGAUCGCCACCUCCUCCAGUCUCGGCACCGCCGCUGCAGACCCCAACGAGACCAGCCCGAGUAGCCGCAGCCGCCAGCUGUGGUCCGCGAUGGUGCGUGAGGAGGGGGCGGACGGGGAGCUGCAUCAGCACAGGUGCCUGGGCGGCCUAGUCGUCGGCAGCUACUGCCACGACGUCCUCUUUCGCGACGGCGUCCCCGUCGGCGAGACCCUCGGCGGCGCCGCCGCCUUUGUCUCCAACGUCCUCGACGGCCUCACCCCAUCCCCUCCUCUCUACGUCGCCAAGGUCGGCGCCGACUUCGCCUACGCCGCCCCCCACUUGCCCCUCCUCGCCGCCCCCUCCGCACCCACCACCCUCUUUCACGCCCACUUUCCACCCGCCUCCGCCGUCGGAAGGUACCACGGAGAUCGUGUUCUUCGGCGUCUCCGAACGUGCGACCCGAUCUACGCCUCCGACCUCCCCGACGACGCCCGGUUCGACUUCGGCCUUGCGGUCGGCGUCGCGGGGGAGAUCCUUCCAGAGACCCUCGCCCGCAUGAUCGACCUCUGCCGUGUCGUCCUCGUCGACGCCCAGGGGAUGAUCCGGUCCUUCGACCCGAUCGAUGGCACCGUCGGGCUCCUGCCGCUCAGGAGCUCCGGAUUCUUCCACCUCCUCCCGCGAAUUGGGUUCCUCAAAGCCUCCGCGGAGGAGGCGCCCUUCGUGGACGUCGAGGAGGCGCGGAAGUGGUGCUGCGUCAUCGUGACCCAUGGGAAGGACGGGUGCCGAGUCUACUGGAAGGACGGGGAGCUUCGCGUAUCCCCGUUCCUAGCAGAGGAGGUCGAUCCCACGGGCGCAGGUGAUGGUUUCUUGGGUGGGUUUGUCGCUGGGUUGAUUUGGGGGCUGGCGGUGUCGGAUGCGGCGCUCCUAGGGAACUUUUUUGGUUCGCUCACUGUUACGCAGAUUGGGGUUCCCAAAUUUGACCAGAGGAUGUUGCAGGAGUUGAGAAUUGCUGGGAAAAUCGGGAUUGUGAAGAUUAUAAAAGGAAUAAGUUAAUAGAUCAACCUACAGGCCACAACCAUCAGGUUGCAAUAAAUCAAUCCAAACAGAGCAACUGUUUGAUCAAUCAGCUUGGUUAUCAUGUUUAAGAUUGUAAUCAUACACUGAUUGGUAAUUCAUCACUUCAUAUGUUAUUAUCAUAUGAUUUUCAUCAUUUCAAGAGCCAUUGGAUUAGUGGUCACUUUUGUUCCCUAAUUUCUUCCAUCCCAUGGCCAUUCUUGCAAAAGAAUUUGCGGUAUUAAUUGGCAUACUUUUGUGAAUGUAGAGUCCUUACAGGUGCUGGUAUCCCUUGACUGUACAUCUUUGGCUCUAUUCAUAAGUCAUCAGUUGUGAGAGCGAUUCUUAAGUUUGAGUGAUUUUUCAUAGCGUUAAGAUCUUUACCCUAGAACAUGCCAAGUUUGCUUUAGAUAUUGUAUGGAAGGUCUAUUCUAUACUGAUGGAGUGCCAGAGGACUAUAGCGGUGUCGAUGUUUAAACUUCAUAGGUUCACCUGUGAAUAAAAUUUGGUUGGGUGGUUUGAUAUCCUUAUGAAGAGGCAUUAAGAAGUCAUGUAGGGCAUGCAUAUCAAAGCACUAUAAACACUAUUGUUUCUUUGGUCUCUCUCUCUCUCUCUCUCUCUCUCUCUCUCUGGUCUAUAAACACUAUUGUUUGAUAUCCUUGACUAUUUUCUCACUUGAAUAUCAAUUUAUGCUUUUAGGUUGGUCUGUUUAUUGUUGCUCCAAUUAUAAAUGUUGUGUGUUGUGAUAUGAAAUUAUCUUGAUCAUUCUUUUUUCUCCUUUAUUUUGUUUACUUGAAUUUGUGCUGCUUAGCUUGUUAAUUUAUGUUGCUAGAGUUGAGUUGUAUGGCUAAACCUGCAUUGUUUUUAUUCAAUCUAAUCCCCUGCUCCCUCUUAGGUUCUUCUAACCUGACCAACUAUAAAAUGUUUGAGGCUGUUGUCUCAUAGUAGAUGUCGUUCUUUUAUAGUUAUCCUCCAUUUUUUUAGGCCUUUGCAUAUUGUAAGCUUUUCUUAUCUCAAAUAUAUUCUAAAUGAUAUUAGUAAAAGAUGUGGGACUUUUGAGAUGUCUUUCAGAAAUUGAGAUUUAUAUGUCACUAAUUUCAUGUUCCAGAAUUUGACAUUUUAUACUCUCUAACUGAAAAAGAAAAUGUUAGUUGGUGUUCUUCGUGAUGAUUGAAGUAAUGAAUGUGUCGUUAUGGGAUAUAUAAAAGAACUAAGGUGUUCUUUUUUCAGUAUUUGUGUUAGUGAAAUGCCAAGCAUUUGUAGAUGCAGACAUUUGUUCAAGCGAUACAACACCUUGACAUAUGCAACUUUGUUUGUGAACUUAGUUAAUUUUGUUAGUCAUUCUUCGAUGAGCAAUGUUGGAUCUAGAUCUACUAGACAGAUAGUCAACAAACUUAUGUGCACCUGUUGCAGAAAAUGUUUGGUUAUAUGACCUGAUUAUGGAGUUGUUUCUUCAGAUAUUAUGGUUCCGUGUAAACCAAUUUUUUUUUACAAUCAUUUGAAGCUUGAUCUAAUAUGCUAAAUGCUCUCUCGAUUUAAAUUUCAGUAUGAAUCAGACAUCUGACUGACUUUUACUAUUUUAAGCAAAGUCAACUAGCGUUUGGUCUUCUUAUCAUUGUCAUCGUCAUUGAUUCAAGAUAAUUAUGUAUUUUUUUAGUUUUUGUUACAAAGCCUUUUUCUCAUUUGUUUUUG
This is a messenger RNA of Musa acuminata subsp. malaccensis (wild Malaysian banana), 2806 nucleotides long. NCBI's taxonomy places the organism in Eukaryota, Viridiplantae, Streptophyta, Magnoliopsida, Zingiberales, Musaceae. The record is from RefSeq and is a predicted model, not a curated record.